Molecule: messenger RNA, 1140 nt
Organism: Rotaria socialis
Lineage: Eukaryota; Metazoa; Rotifera; Eurotatoria; Philodinida; Philodinidae
Source: the annotation of a GenBank genome assembly
AUGACAACAUCAAGUACCGCCUGGAUUGAAGCAUAUUUAGAUAAUAUUACAAAUAAUAGUGAUCUGCUAUCGCUUGUAAGUGACAACGAUGCACCAGUAAUACCUAGUUCAUGGAUAUUUUUUCUAAUGAAAUGGGCACUACGACUAUCGUGCAUAUCCAUCUUUAUUGUAUGUCCAUGGGCAAACUAUCAAUUGAUUGUAUUGUUUCGAACGCGUCGGUAUCAUAAAGAAUCUUCAGCUAAAUGGUAUGUAAUAUUCAAAGCAAUAUUCGAUAUAGGCUAUAUGCUUGUAUCAGUUCCAAUCAUAUUCUGCCUUACAUUUGAUAUUGAUGUAAUUCACAGAAAUUUUCUUACAUGUAAAUUAAUAACCUAUUCACAUUAUUUGUUCGAUGAUUUAAUAUCUAUGAUGCUGGCAUUAUUAUGCAUCGAUCGUAUGAUGCGCAUAACAUGUAGUUGCCGUUUUCGUCAACGUUUUGCAUUAACUGUUUGUAUAGUAACAGUUACAUUUUUUGCAAUUAUUAAUAUUCAUCAUAUCAUACGUUUACAACAUCGAAAUGGGUUUUGUCAUAAAUUAUAUUUAAGUAUUUGGGAUUAUGAUUUUGAUAUAUACUAUUCAUUGAUUUAUACAUCAAUAACAUGGGCAAUUAUAUUCAUUGCAUCAAUAAAUUUAACUGUCAGUGUUUAUUGUGAUCGAGAAAGACGUUUAAAAUUAUUAAAACAACAAAAACAGCAACGACAACAACAGCAAUAUUUGAGUAAAAUUUUAUUGAAUACUACUGAUUCAAUUCCAUUUGAUAAUGAUCGAGCUGAACUUAUUGAUAAUACAGAUGAUAUAGAAGAUGCAGCAGUAGUCACUAUUGAAGCAAAUCCUUUCGCAAAUGAAUCUUCAGAACAAGAACAACAAGAUAAUAUUGAUUUACAAAUUACUGUAUGUGUUUUAAUAGUAUCAGCUAUUUUUCUCGGUUGUAAUCUGCCGAAUUUUUUCAUAUUUAUUUGGAGAUAUAUUUAUAAUUCAAGUUUUUCUACGAUCGGUUAUAUAUUUGUUUAUAUGUCAAUUAUUCCAUUAAUAGUAGCAUAUACAGUAAAUUAUUUUAUUUUCAAUCAUCUAGCUGCAUAUCUUUUUCGUAAUAAUUCAUCAUGA